AUUUUUUUAUUUUUUGUUGUCUUUUGUUUUUUUCAUGGAUGAAGAAAUUUCUUGAUUGAUAUGUUUCUUUUACCUGUAUCGGUUUGAAUUUUGAUGGCGCUUGUCAUAUUCAUCAUUGAAAUUUUGAGCACAACCAUCUGGGUUUCCAUUUCAGAACUCGAUUUUCAGGUUCGGGAGUUCACACUUGGAUGUUGAAAUAAUUGGGUUUGUGUUCUUCCAUGUCCUCAAAGGGUUUAUGGUGUCUACAAGAAAUUUCACACCUGGAUUUAAAAGAAAUUCCAUUCAUACCAUACCAUUGAUGGUGGAGGAGAAAGAUUAUGUUUGAUUUGUGGCAAAAGUAGGAUUUGUUUGAUGAAAUGCCGCACAGAGGAGCCAUUGAUUGGUUGGUAGAGAAGAAAAUCGGACUUGAUUUGAAAAGAGUCACAUGCCUUCCACUGAAUGCCCCAAAAGUUGUUUUGGUGGCACAGAGGAGUAAUGAAAUUAUUUCUCCUUUUUCUUUCUCCCCCUUCCUUUUUUAUUGGUUUGCUACACCUUUCACUGUGGCCUUCAUUGCGUGUGUGAAUGGGUUGUGGGCUUCAAUUGUCAAACCAUUUACCUAAAAUCACCCGUAAGAGUGCACUAGGAUCUAAGUUACCAUUACAACCACCAAACUAGACUGGUCAAAUAGGACAAUUUUGAUUAGUCAAAUUUCCCAUCUUUACAUUGAUGGUCGAAGAAUGAAGUGAUGAACGAGACGGCUAAAGAAGCUUCUCCAGGAAAUUAACUAAUCUUCCUUUUACAAAUUCAUGUUUCUGUCUUCAGAUGAACCAUUGCGGCACUUGGGGUUGUGGGAUGGACGCCAGCUGCAGAUGCCCAACGGCUGUUAUUCUUUUCUUGCUCUCCAUUUUCUACUCUCUGCCAUCGUUUUGUUAUGCAGCCAACACCCUUACACAAGGCCAGUCCAUCAGAGAUGGAGAGACCGUGAACUCCAGCAGCCAGCACUUUGCACUGGGAUUCUUCAGCCCUGAGAAUUCUACUUCACGAUAUGUUGGAAUAUGGUACAACAAGAUUGAAGGACAGACUCUGGUAUGGGUGGCUAAUAGGGACUCGCCAAUCUCUGGUACAGAUGGGGUUUUAAGUUUAGAUAAGACUGGGAAUAUGGUGGUUUUUGAUGGAAAUGGGAGUUCUAUCUGGUCAAGUAAUGCUUCAGCUUCAUCUAGCAACUCAACGGCAAUUCUUUUGGACACUGGAAAUCUAGUUCUUUCAAGCAGUGAUAAUGUUGGAGAUACUGAUAAGGCCUUCUGGCAGAGCUUUAAUAGCUCGACGGAUACUUUCUUGCCUGGCAUGAAAGUGCUUGUAGAUGAAACAAUGGGAGAGAACCGUGUCUUCACAUCUUGGAAAACUGAGGUUGAUCCUUCACCGGGAAACUACACCAUGGGGGUGGAUCCCCGGGCAGCACCACAGAUAGUCAUAUGGGAUGGAUCUAUUAGGUGGUGGAGAAGCGGCCACUGGAAUGGACUGAUAUUUACUGGUAUUCCAGACAUGAUGGCUGUUUAUUUAUAUGGCUUUAAGUAUACCACUGAUGAGGAUGGAAAAUCUUAUUUCACAUAUACACCAUCCAACAGUUCUGAUCUAUUGAGAUUUCAGAUAAGGUGGAAUGGCACGGAAGAGCAGCUAAGGUGGGAUAGUGAUAAAAAGAAAUGGGGUGUGAUGCAAUCGCAGCCUGAUAAUGAAUGUGAGGAGUACAAUAAGUGUGGGGCUUUUGGGAUAUGCAGUUUUGAAAAUUCUGCCAGUUGCAGUUGUUUGGAAGGGUUUCACCCCAGGCACGUUGAUCAAUGGAAUAAAGGAAAUUGGUCCGGUGGAUGUGUUAGGAGGACACAAUUACAGUGUGAUAGGAGUACCAGUGCAAAUGGGACUGGGGAAGGAGAUGGGUUUCUGAAAGUGGAAGGGGUGAAGUUGCCAGAUUUUGCAGAUAGGGUGAAUCUGGAUAACAAGGAGUGUGAGAAGCAGUGUUUACAGAAUUGUUCGUGUAUGGCAUAUGCUCAUGUGACUGGAAUUGGCUGCAUGAUGUGGGGCGGAGACUUGGUCGAUAUCCAGCAUUUUGCUGAAGGGGGUAGAACAACUCUUCAUCUUCGUCUAGCAGGUUCUGAACUAGGUGGCAAGGGCAUAGCUAAACUUGUAAUAGUAAUAAUUGUGGUAGUGGGAGCAGUCUUCUUAAGCCUAUCCACUUGGCUACUAUGGAGGUUCAGAGCAAAACUGAGAGCAUUCUUAAAUCCGGGGCAGAGAAAAAAUGAAUUGCCAAUACUAGAUGUGAGCAGUGGAAGAGAAUUUUCAAAAGAUUUUUCAGGAUCAGUUGAUCUUGUUGGAGAAGGGAAGCAAGGAAGUGGAUCAGAAUUGCCGUUGUUCAAUUUCAAGUGUGUUGCAGCUGCUACAGGCAACUUUUCUGAUGAAAACAAACUUGGACAGGGGGGAUUUGGCCCUGUCUACAAGGGAAUGCUACCAGGGGGAGAAGAAAUAGCCGUAAAGAGGCUUUCAAGAAGGUCUGGACAAGGCCUAGAGGAGUUUAAGAAUGAAAUGACACUAAUUGCCAAGUUACAACACAGAAACCUUGUUAGACUUUUGGGCUGUUGCAUUGAAGGCGAAGAAAAGAUGCUGCUUUAUGAGUACAUGCCAAACAAAAGCUUGGAUUUCUUUAUUUUUGACCCAGCCAAGCAAGCAGAACUAGACUGGAGGAAACGCUUCACAAUCAUCGAAGGGAUAGCACGAGGACUCCUGUAUCUUCAUCGUGAUUCAAGACUAAGAAUUAUUCAUAGAGACAUGAAGGCUAGCAACAUUUUGUUGGAUGAAGAAAUGAACCCAAAAAUCUCGGACUUUGGUAUGGCCCGAAUUUUUGGAGGGGACCAAAAUGAAGCAAAUACAACCCGAGUUGUUGGCACAUAUGGCUAUAUGGCUCCUGAGUAUGCAAUGGAAGGCCUAUUUUCUGUAAAAUCUGAUGUCUAUAGCUUUGGAGUUCUACUGUUAGAAAUUGUAAGCGGGCGGAGGAACACCAGCUUUCGUUUAACUGAACAUUCCAACCUUCUUUCAUUUGCAUGGCAACUUUGGAAUGAAGGAAAAGCAAUGGAGUUUGUGGAUUCUUCAAUUCGGGAUUCAUGUUCACAGGAUGAAGUGUUGAGAUGCAUAAAGGUUGGAAUGUUUUGUGUCCAAGAUUCUACAAUUUACCGGCCUACCAUGUCAACAGUGGUGUUAAUGUUGGAAAGUGAAACUGCAACUCUUCCAAUGCCCAGACAGCCAACUUUUACUUCAACGAGGAGCUCUAUAGAUUUGGAUUUAUUUUCAGAAGGUCUUGAAAUUGUAUCCUCAAACAAUAUUACAUUAAGUGCCGUGGUUGGAAGAUAGCUUUUUGGUUUUUCUUGAGAUUCUUUGGAUUGGAUUGGAUUGGAGGCUUUUUCAGUUUUGUUUUCUGAUCUAAGUAUGUACAUUAGCCAAUACUAUUUACUUUACACCAUGUGUUGUAACUAUUGUAGGAAAAGAGAAAGUUAUAUCCCUAAACGAUGCUCUAGUAGUGUUUGUCGGUGGAACUUGUUGAGCUUUUUUAUUUUUUGUUGAUCUUCUUUUUCAUAUAAAGGAUGAUUAUUUGUAUUUAAGACU
This is a messenger RNA of Vitis riparia (riverbank grape), 3627 nucleotides long. Its product is annotated as G-type lectin S-receptor-like serine/threonine-protein kinase B120. Bases 802 to 3375 code for a protein of 857 amino acids. Gene Ontology annotation, molecular function: ATP binding; protein serine/threonine kinase activity. Lineage: Eukaryota; Viridiplantae; Streptophyta; Magnoliopsida; Vitales; Vitaceae. The transcript has 7 exons. Gene Ontology annotation, biological process: protein phosphorylation; recognition of pollen. The record is from RefSeq and is a predicted model, not a curated record.